AUGCCGACUGGCCUCGGCUGGGACACGUCGACCGAGCCCAAGAACCAGGAGGACAUGGUCGCCCUCGCCAAGCGCCUCAACCCGGUGGUUGGCUUCUGGGACCCGCUCGGCAUCGUCGGCGACGACACUUCGCCGGAGACCAUCGGCUGGUUCCGGCACGCCGAGAUCAAGCACGGCCGCGUGGCGAUGGCGGGCUUCGUCGGCUACUGCGUCCACUCCAACGGCAUCACCUUCCCGUGGAACAUCCAGGCGCCCCUCCCGUGGACCUCGAUCACGUCGGACCUGCCGGCCAUCGCCUUCAAGGACAUCACCGCCGCCGGCUCGCCGGGCGACAUGUGGGACGCCCUCCCGACGGCCGCAAAGCUGCAGAUCAUCCUCGUGGUCGGCUUCCUCGAGAUGCACGGCGAGAACUCGCUCGCGCUCGAGGCGGACGGGCAGAAGCACUACGUGCGCGGCGGCAAGCCGGGCUACUACCCCUCGUUCAAGGGCCGCUACCCGCACCCGGUCCCCCUCGACCUCUGGGACCCCUUCGGCUUCACCAAGAACAUGUCGCCCGAGCGCAAGGAGAAGGCGCUGCUCGCCGAGGUCAACAACGGCCGCCUCGCGAUGAUCGGCAUCUUCGGCUUCAUCUCGGCAUCCAAGGGCCUCAUCGUCCCCGGCCUCGACUCGCUCGGCCUCGCCCGGUACGGCGGCGAGUACAUGGCGCCCUUCACCGCCGCCGACUCGGCCCUGCCCUACGUCGCCGACAUGGUCAAGCAGAUCGGCAACCUCGGGUACGCGCUCUAG
Messenger RNA from Emiliania huxleyi CCMP1516, 786 nucleotides. RefSeq names its product light harvesting protein (gene Lhcf22). The coding region runs from base 1 to 786 and encodes 261 amino acids. Gene Ontology annotation, biological process: photosynthesis, light harvesting in photosystem I; response to light stimulus. The record is from RefSeq and is a predicted model, not a curated record. The transcript has a single exon. Gene Ontology annotation, cellular component: membrane. Lineage: Eukaryota; Haptophyta; Isochrysidales; Noelaerhabdaceae.